ACAGAUGGUGGAGGAACUUUCUUCCAAAGGGUCACGUUGCUCUCUCUCCCCCCUCACUGACUCCCUCUCAACGGACCGGACCACUUCUUCACUUCUCUCCCCUUCCCUACAAACACCUCUUUCCGCUCUGGGAGAGCAGUUUCUCCUGACCGCCAAAUAACGACCUUCAAAGGACGGAACUCUCCGAGGCUCUCCGGGCCCUGAAACCCUUUCUGUGCCGGCUCAGCUCCUUAGAGGCCAGGCUCUGUAUUCUUUCUCUCCCCCCCAGCCUUCCUGCACUGAGGGACCAGACCCCAGCCCCUUCACUCAGCGAGGACAUUGGAGCGAACCAUGCCCUCCGACUUUCUAACGCCUUUCCUGGAACUGGAUGAAGAGUUCUUCAAGAACUUCCGCGGCAUGGAGGCGACAGAUGGCCCUCUACCCAGCUCCCUGCCACCACAGAACCAGAACCAGAGGGUCCUGGGCUUCCAGCGCCGCCACUCCCUGUGCCCGGUGACCCUCCCCAACUCCAAGUUCAACAGCAGCAGCAGCAGCAGCAGCUCUGAGGUGGCUGACUCAGCCGGGUGGGGGUUCAACAUGGCCCCCCCCCAGCAGUGGAGCCAGGACGGUCAGCUCCCCCGCUCCUCGCUCAGCCACAUCCCCUUCAGAGUGGACCGCUCGGUCAGCAUGAUCGAGGGCCACAGCCUGGCAGCCAGAGAGGACAAACUGGCUAACUUGACCCCCAAGGUGCUGCUCCCCCCACCAGGCUUCUGCCUCAGCAACACCUCUCUCUCUUCCAUUGCCUCCCCCUCUGACACCAUAUCCCCAGUAUCCCCCCCUCACAUCUCCACCCGGUACAAGACCGAACUCUGCCGCACCUACGAAGAAAACGGGACCUGCAAGUACGGGGCCAAAUGUCAGUUUGCCCACGGCAUGGACGAGAUGAGGGGCCUGAGCCGGCACCCCAAGUACAAGACGGAGCCGUGCCGCACCUUCCACACCAUCGGCUUCUGCCCGUACGGCGCCCGCUGCCACUUCAUCCACAACGCAGACGAGAUGCUGGACGGCGGGGGCCCUUCACAGAAACCCAGGAUGAGGCCCCCCCUGCUGCGUCACAGCGUCAGCUUCGCAGGCUUCUCCUCCUCUCCACAGACUUUCCAACCGGUGGAGGAGUCGCAGCCUUCCUCCUUCCUCUUCACCCGGGCCUCCUCAGUCUCCCCCCCUCCCUCCUCCACAGGGAGCCCAGAGCUCCUCUCCCCCCUCUUCCCUCAGCCGGGGUCCCUGAAGCAGUGUCCCUACCCCUUCUCUGGGGUCCCAGAGCUGGGUGGGGACAGCGGGGACUCGUCUCUGCGGUUCUACGCGGUGACCGACUCUAUCAGCUCCAAGUUUGCCGCCUCCACUUUCACCUCCAAGAACCCAAACCUCCCCUACCUCCUCCCCCAGCAGCUGCCCGUCUCCCUGCACAGUCUGCAGCGCUGCUCCUCGGCGGAGUCCCUCUCCGAGGAGGGCUACACCUCCUCCUGCUCCCUCAGCUCGGCCUCCAGUGGCACAGAGUCUCCGAGCUUCGAGGGCCGGCGCCUUCCCAUCUUCAGCCGGCUGUCCGUCACAGACGAGUAGGGAUGGUUUACUGCAGGGCUGAGUUUAAUGGGGGACGGAUGGUCUUAUUGUUCAAAUCUAUGUGACGAGGAUCAGAUUUUUUCUCUCCAGUCCAAAAACAACAAACACACAAUAUGUGUUGUAAAUCAAGCAGAAACUCCAUUAUCACAACUAGACUUUUUAAACAGUUGAGAUACAAGUCGCUUUCGAUUCAAACAUAGUGUUCCAGUUCCUCCCUGAACCCAGCCGGGUAAGAGUACCCAACUUUGUGCAUAUUGCAUUUCUCAUCCAAGCAGUUGUAGCGCUGCUCAGUGUUCGUCCAGUUUUAGCUGACUCCUUUUUUGUUUUAUUGUUAUUUUUAAAAAGUUUUUUAUUUGUUGCCAUUGUUACUGCUGUAUACUGUUGUAUACCAAUUCCCUGUACCCUGAUGACAUCUUAAGAUUAAUGUUGUAUGCCCUGUGCAUGACUGGAGUGCUUUUUUAGGAUAGCAAAGUUGUUUUUUCACAACUGGCUUAUUUUUGUUCCUUGCAACAGUUUAGAGUGAUGCCAGUCAUAGCAGGGCCCUCCACCUGUGUAAGCAGCCUCUUUUCCAAGAGUAAGAGGCUGAGUACUGUAUGCUGUCACUGAUUGAUUACUUGAUUGGUUGCAUGGCUGUGGCCACCUGAUUGUAUUUGUCAGCCAUAUUAACUGUGGCUCAGAUAUAGCUAAACUAAACAUCAGCAACAAAAAGUUUAGGCACCCCACUGACUCUCUAGUUACCAAAAUUGGUGUUAGAGUUACCCUAACCUAGUAUUGCUAACACCUAGCCUUUUACCAACAGGUAAUAUACAGUUUUAUGAUAUUGAUAUUAUAGCUAAAACAUUUCUAGAUGUUUCUAGAUAUUUAUUGUUUUUGUAUAGGUUGCUAUGUGUGAUUUGUGUCUGUGUUCAUGCUGUGUUAUAAUGCUAGAGAAACGUUGCUUUACUUUCAUGAUGGCCAUCUGCUCGGUUGAUGCUAUCCAGUAGCUUUAAUGAGGCUAGCGGAGAGGAGACAAAGGGAGGGAGAGAAACAUUUUUGGCAUUCUAUAAGUACGUAUGUUGCCUUAUUGGCUAAAUGGCCAGCAGAAAUCAAGUCUCACUGAGUUAACACCAUGAGCAGCUCGAUUAGUAAGUUAGUGGUUAUCUUCCACUAGAGGAGCCUUCUGAUGGUACUGCCUCUGAAACAUCUGGGAUCAGUAGCAUUAGCCAUGCUAACUGCUGAUGGUGUCAGCACACAGUGAGUCUACUCCUCUCCACUAAGCCUCUGACUGUAAUAACCUUUUUUCAGUUUGUUUAGUGAUGUUAUCUCUAUACAAAGCAAAAUGGUGUUGAAAGAGUGGUUCAUGACCUCAGAGUCAGCAGUUAUAAAUUAAAAUAUGUUUACACUAAGAUCAUUAGUUUAGGAGCAGCACAGCUAUCAAAUGAUAAGGAAAUUAUUUAGAAAAGAGUGUUAAUAUGUCAUUGUGCAUGUUUGCCUGAUCCGAGACUGCUGAACUGCAUUUGGUCGUGGUGUAUGGACAUUCCUACACUCUUUAAAUCCUGUGUGACUGUCCUAUUGUGAUGUAAACGGAGAGGUGAAAAGGUUACCUUUGAUUACUGUUUCAUUUUAUCUAUCAGAGUUGCCUUGAUGACAAUGUGUUUGUAGGUCGACCUUGCACGCCAGCUGACUGAGCGGCAGGGGGAAUCAAGACUUUUAUGGUGUGUGUUUGUGGAGAAAUGGUCCAGAGACGCUCUGUUGCUGCAGACCUGGCAGCAAGCAGCUUUUGUAACUUUUGUUAACUUAAAGUCUUAUUUAUUUUGUUUUUCAACACAAAACCUAUAUUGUGGUGUUGAAAUUGUGUUUCUUGUUUUGCAUAAUUUAAGUGCAUUUAUUGUUUACAUUCCAUGGGUUAUGUUCACAUGCUGGCUCUUUAUCUUAAUAUAUUUGUCCCAUUUCAUUUCAAAAUAAAAGUCUUUGAAAAAUGA
Messenger RNA from Trematomus bernacchii (emerald rockcod), 3557 nucleotides. RefSeq names its product mRNA decay activator protein ZFP36L1. The record is from RefSeq and is a predicted model, not a curated record. NCBI's taxonomy places the organism in Eukaryota, Metazoa, Chordata, Actinopteri, Perciformes, Nototheniidae. The transcript is spliced from 2 exons. Gene Ontology annotation, molecular function: metal ion binding; mRNA binding. Bases 331 to 1596 code for a protein of 421 amino acids.